Molecule: messenger RNA, 1458 nt
Organism: Lentinula edodes (shiitake mushroom)
Lineage: Eukaryota; Fungi; Basidiomycota; Agaricomycetes; Agaricales; Omphalotaceae
Exons: 2
Coding region: 1-1458 (485 amino acids)
Molecular function (GO): protein binding
Source: RefSeq, a predicted model, not a curated record
AUGACAUCGCAGUCCACUUCUAACCCGUUCGAUAUUCUUCCCAAUGAACUUAUUAUCGACAUUUUCAUCUUGAUCCGGCAUGAAUCAGCCUUCUACAUGAACCCAUCCGACAAAUGGAUAUCAUCUGUGGUGCGACUCUCCAGUGUCUCUCAUAGAUGGCGAGAUAUUGCUAUUACUACCCCCCAAUUCUGGACUUUCUUCGUAUUAUCCACACCAAACUCCAUUCAACUUGCACCGUUGUUCUUUGAACGGUCGAAGCCCUUACCUAUUGACCUCAUAAUCUUGCACUUAUCAUCAAAGGAUAUCUUACCGCUUUCAUCUCCUGAGAAUAGCCGUAUUCGAUCGCUCGAUUAUCGGUUCAUCUCACCAGAUGAGUUGAAUGAGUCCUUGCUUGUCGUUUCUCCCGCGACAAACCUUGAUACAUUGAAGAUUCGAUGUGAUCCUAGAUUUGACUGGGAUUGCCACAGCUCACAGCACUUUGCUGUAGUCAAAAAUGCCGCCCGUUUGCGAUCUGUAGUGCUCAAAGGAAUCUGCUCGCGGCUAUCUCCUCCUUUGGUCAAUCUCACCCACCUCGAAAUACAUGGAUUUUCACCCACAUUUCCAGAGUUUCGUGCCUUAUUCGACUCGAAUCCAGCGCUUUCUACUCUGUGUCUCCCCCGAUUUUUUCCAACGGAAUGGUUGUACGAAAAGCAUCCCCCAGGCCCCAUCGAUGCUUCCUCGUUGCGAUCAUUUUCUGUCGGGUUAGGUAUGCACUGGAGCCGUGAAAUCUGCAUGUUGACGUUCCUGAGGAUGAAUAAUCUUGAAUACCUCGAGAUUGCCGGGAGCUAUACAGGCCAUAUUACCAACCAUUUCUCUUCUGCAAAUGGUUUGUCGAGAGUACGAACGUUGCGUCUGCACAACUUCGUGAUAGAUGUUGUUCACGCUCCCGACGCCCCACUUUGGAGCGCGUUGAACGCAGUGGCUCGUGUGGAACUGAGUGGUGUAUCACGUUUCUCCGACCUUUUAGCAGCCAAAACCGAGACUGGAGAUAACGAGGUCUAUUUUCCGAAUUUGACCAACAUUUUUUGUGACAGUUACGAGUCGUUGCGGGAAAUCGUCGAAAUCACACGCUCGAGGAGUGCGGUGGGAUUAUCUCGUGUCGAGGUUCCAUCCCACUUUGAGUUUCUUCCCCAACAAGAGGUGGCGACUAAACUGAAUGCAGCUAAUAUCGAGCUAGUCUUCGUCAACGACAAGGAUGCAACUAAAACUAUAGUUCAUUAUGACUCUGAAGACGAAGACGAAGAUGAAGAGGACGAAGAAAACUUGGAUUUUGACGAACUUUCUUGGAGUGAUGACGAUAACUACGACUACGACGAUUACGAUGACUACGAUGACCAUGAUGACCAUGAUGACCACGAUGACUUGUUCGAGAGAUUUGGACUUUUGGAGGGAUCUGACAUCAACGGAUGGGAUGAAUAG